AUGUGCCCAAUGAUCACGGAACCAGGAGAGGAGGAGAAGAAUGGGAGAAUAUUUCCAGCAAUUUCGUAUAGAUCAGUAUCACCCCGAGUAAACACUGAUGGGAACUGCGUGAGAAAAACUCGAUUACUAGUUACUGUGGUCAACGGAAAGACUAGCUUGAUAGACUCUCAAGUGAAUUUACUCGUGAAUAUUGAAACAACAAGGGGAGUGGAUGCGGAUAACAACAAACAAACACAAACAUAA
Necator americanus (New World hookworm) is the source of this 243-nucleotide messenger RNA. RefSeq lists its product as uncharacterized. Lineage: Eukaryota; Metazoa; Nematoda; Chromadorea; Rhabditida; Ancylostomatidae. The record is from RefSeq and is a predicted model, not a curated record. The coding region runs from base 1 to 243 and encodes 80 amino acids. The transcript is spliced from 2 exons.